AGAUCAGGCCAUUUCAUUAGGUAUACCUGCUAUCUCGUUACAAAUACUGGCAUUAUUUCAUGACCAUGGCACUUACAGCUGUCCUGGCUGUUGUGGUCGCUUUGUGUUUAAAAAGCAGCACUGGUGCAGACAAACCACACAUUGUCUUCAUUGUGGCCGAUGACCUUGGCUGGAAUGAUGUUGGUUGGAUUAACCCCGACAUCAAGACCCCGACACUUGACCGUCUCGCCCGUAGCGGCGUCAUCCUUAACUCCUCUUAUGUCCAGCCGCUGUGUUCCCCCUCCAGAAACUGCUUCAUGUCAGGCAAGUUUCCCUACCACACAGGGCUCCAGGACAGUGUGGUCUUCAUAGAGAAGCCCAAGUACAUGCCAGCGGACCUGAUCACCAUCCCACAGAGGCUGAAGACCCUCAGCUAUGAUACCCACAUGGUCGGCAAAUGGCACCUAGGUUUCUGUAAUUGGAAGUACACGCCAACCUACAGAGGCUUUGACACCUUUAUGGGCUACUAUGCAGGUACAGAGGACUACUUCACACAUGUCAGGGACGAGGUGGCUGAUUACUAUGGAUAUGACUUCAGGAACAUGACGGAUGUUUACAAGGGCGCUCAAGGGGAAUACUCCACAUACGUGUUUGCAAAGAGAGCCAUUGAUAUCAUAAUGAACCACGACAAGUCCAAGCCGAUGUAUCUAUAUCUGCCGUUUCAAGCUGUACAUGGGCCACUGCAGGUGCCCGUCAAAUAUUCAGACCGAUACAGCCACAUUCAUGACUUAAAUAGGAUGGUUUACAGUGGCAUGGUUAGCGCUUUAGACGAUGCUGUGUACAACAUCACCACUGUCCUUGAGGACCUUGGAUUCAUGGACAACCUACUUCUUGUGUUUACAACAGACAAUGGUGGACCUCCUACAAAAGGUGCCAAUAAUUGGCCUCUGAGGGGUGGAAAAAACACACUAUGGGAGGGAGGUACCAGGGGAGCGGGUUUCGUCUACAGCAAGACUCUGCUAAAAAAGAAAGGUUACACUCACCCUGGUCUGUUCCACGCUGUGGACUGGUACCCCACGUUACUGGACAUAGCAGGGGGAGACUCCAGCCAACUGGACAUUGAUGGGUUGAGUCAAGUCGACAUGAUCCUCAAUGGAGACAGCAGCGUUAGGAAUCAAUUUGUCUACAACAUCUAUGACGACCACUAUGCUGCAGCUCUCAGGUGGGGAGACCUGAAGUUGAUUGUUGGUAACCCUGGAUACUCGGGAUGGUACCCUCCCGCUGGUUUUGACUUCCCAAUCAUGGAUGACACUCCCCUCCCCAGUGUCAUGCUGUACAAUAUCAGCGCCGACCCAACAGAGCACCAGGACAUUUCCAAGGACAACCCCGACCUUGUCAACUUUCUGCUGCAGAUGCUUGCCCGGAAGAAUGGGACUCGGGUGCCUGCAAUGGACCCACCCUCUGACCCUCGAUCUAACCCAGUCAACUUCAACGGUAGCUGGAGCCCCGGCUGGUGCUAGAAACUACUUCGAUAUAGUCACGUGACGUGAUUAUUUUGUAUCUGAUUUGCUUGAUUAUACGUAAUUCCUGUCUAAAACCGGAUC
Messenger RNA from Haliotis rufescens (red abalone), 1583 nucleotides. Its product is annotated as arylsulfatase J-like. The coding region runs from base 60 to 1499 and encodes 479 amino acids. Lineage: Eukaryota; Metazoa; Mollusca; Gastropoda; Lepetellida; Haliotidae. The transcript has 2 exons. The record is from RefSeq and is a predicted model, not a curated record.